UUGUUCUCUUCGGAUUUAAAUGCUUUCUCAGUCUCAUUUAAUUAUUACGACUGAAAUAAUGGUCUGUCUUGCACUGGAUCAUUGCCUAGCCCAUGCACAGUAUUCAUAAGGAAGUGUGAAUUUUGGGGGGUUUCUGAAAUGUAUUCAUGGGUGUUCACAUUUGAUGUCCAUCAGUAAUGAACAUAUAGCUGAUAUGCAUCUGGGAUACUCUGUCACAGUCAAACAACUGAACUGCUCUUCUUGUAAUAAUUGUGUAGCCCUGGGCUUCAAUGAUACAUGGUGUACACCCCAAGAUAUCUUAGCAGAUGAGAGAGAAAGAAAUGGGUGGUUUGAAGUUUCAACUCCAAGAGACAGAGUGGUCUAUUACACCUUGAGUCAAGUUAUUUAUCGUGAAUUUGAAGUACCUGAUGGAGAACAAGGAGAAGCAAUUUUUGAUCAACCUGAUCCUACAGACAUAAUAAUGGUUCUCUGGUUGAAGGGACAAGCCAUUGGAUUUUACACUAUAAAACCAAAAGGGUCACUUGUGGAAGAAACAAUGGAACAUUAUGCCAUGCACACACUAGAUACAGCAUAUGUUUGGAGUGUUAAAAGAAGGCAAGGAUAUGGCAUGGGAAUGUUACAAAACAUUACAAGUUCCUAUCCAGGGAAAGACAUUGGUUUCAGCAAACCUAUUUCUUUUUCAAUGUGGAAAGUGUUGAGAAAAUACCUACAACAUAAUGCUGACUAUCGAAAUAAAUUCUGGGAGAUAGAAGGUACUGGAGGUGAAGGGAAUCAAAAGUUGAUUUGGUAUGCCAUCAGAUUACAAGACAAGGAGAAAGAAAGCAAUACAUAAUUAAAGAAGUUUUAUGUGUAUAGUUAAUUCAUAUUUAAAAUUAUAAAUCUACAACAAUGUAAAACAGUAUCACACUUUCUCUUUAGAUUGCCCAGAUAACCUUGGAUCAAUAAAACAAUUUCAACUUCCAUUAAUGUUCUGAUUUUUGGCUGAAUCAUGUUUGGAUAUCAAAACUUGUUAACAUUCUCAGAAUGAUACUCUUUAGUCUUGCGAACAUUUCCCAUGCUUUUUGUAUAUGUCUAGUGCUUUUUUAUGUUUUUCUUUACCAGUUAAAAAUUAUAUGGAUUUUAAUCACUUUAUUGCAGUACCUCAAUAAAAAAACUCAAAGCUGGCUCAGUUCAAGGACUGAGCCAAUUUUUGUUGUAGCAAAAAUUGUACACAUGAUGAAUAGAAGAAAAUCUGUAUACAUUUCUUAAAUAUUGCUUGCAUUAUUUUAUAACUGUAAGAUGUGUACCUAUCUGCUGAGAUUUUGUGUAAUUUUUAUUAUUGUAAAAUAAAAAUGAGCAAAUUAUAUCAUUCAA
This is a messenger RNA of Zootermopsis nevadensis, 1353 nucleotides long. RefSeq names its product protein FAM169B. The record is from RefSeq and is a predicted model, not a curated record. NCBI's taxonomy places the organism in Eukaryota, Metazoa, Arthropoda, Insecta, Blattodea, Termopsidae.